Manihot esculenta (cassava) is the source of this 1781-nucleotide messenger RNA. RefSeq names its product cysteine synthase. The record is from RefSeq and is a predicted model, not a curated record. Bases 661 to 1377 code for a protein of 238 amino acids. Lineage: Eukaryota; Viridiplantae; Streptophyta; Magnoliopsida; Malpighiales; Euphorbiaceae. The transcript has 10 exons. Gene Ontology annotation, molecular function: cysteine synthase activity. Gene Ontology annotation, cellular component: cytoplasm.
UUAUUAUAAACUUUUGAUUCAUUAAUUAAUGAGUUUAAGAAUAGUUGGUUUAAUCUACGUGUUCUUUUUUCAUUUCAUUUUCUUUUAUCUGUAUGACUUUAUUAUAGCGAUAUCUUUUCUUGGAAAAACGGUGCCUUUAAAGCGGUACUUAUGCUAUGUCUGGUUUAAAUAUCGAGUAAUCUUAUUGGAAACUUGAGUUCCUCGAAAAUUUUCAAGGUUUUAUCCAAUGGGUUUUGGUAAAUUCUUCCAAUGCUUGCAAUAUCUGGGGAUUUUUUCAUUUGCUGAUCACCUGGCGUUUUGCGAUGCUUAUGCAGUGAUCUGACGAAGAAUGGCGGAGGAGAAGAUCGCGAUUGCCAAAGAUGUGACUGAGCUGAUUGGUAAAACACCACUGGUAUAUCUCAACCGUAUUGUGGAUGGCUGUGUGGCUCGCAUUGCUGCCAAGCUAGAGAUGAUGGAACCUUGUUCAAGUGUUAAAGAUAGGAUUGGAUAUAGCAUGAUUGCAGAUGCAGAGGAGAAAGGUCUCAUCGAGCCGGGUGUGGUUAGUACUAUCAAGAUCUUCCACCUUUUGAAUAAACUUUUCCAAGCCCUUCUAUAUAAUUCAACUUCCAGAGUGUACUUAUUGAGCCCACAAGCGGCAAUACUGGCAUAGGUCUAGCAUUCAUGGCAGCUGCUAAGGGCUACAAGCUCAUAAUUACAAUGCCUGCUUCAAUGAGUUUGGAAAGACGGAUGGUUCUCCGUGCUUUCGGAGCCGAGCUGGUUCUUACUGAUCCAGCGAGAGGCAUGAAGGGGGCUGUUCAGAAGGCAGAAGAAAUAUUAGCCAAGACACCCAAUGCUUAUAUCCUGCAGCAAUUUGAAAAUCCUGCCAACCCAAAGAUCCACUAUGAGACCACUGGACCAGAGAUCUGGAAAGGCUCAGGUGGGAAAGUUGAUGCUUUUGUUUCUGGGAUUGGAACUGGAGGUACAGUGACAGGUGCAGGGCAGUAUCUUAAGGAGCAAAACCCUGAUAUAAAGCUUUAUGGUGUAGAGCCAGUUGAAAGUGCAGUGUUGUCCGGAGGGAAACCUGGCCCACAUAAGAUCCAAGGAAUUGGUGCUGGCUUUAUUCCUGGAGUUUUGGAUGUUGGUGUACUUGAUGAAGUUGUUCAAGUAUCAAGUGAAGAAGCAAUUGAAACUGCUAAGCUUCUUGCCCUGAAAGAAGGUUUACUGGUGGGGAUAUCUUCUGGUGCCGCUGCAGCUGCCGCAGUUAAGAUAGCAAAGAGGCCUGAAAAUGCUGGAAAACUCAUUGUUGUGGUCUUCCCCAGCUUUGGAGAACGUUACCUAUCAUCUGUGCUUUUCGAAUCAGUGAAGCGCGAGGCGGAGAACAUGGUUUUUGAGACUUGAGGCAGAGAAGAUGGGAUAAGAGGAGCAAUACUGGCUAUGGCUUCAGUAAUCUACUUGUUCUCAGUUUCCUUAUCAGAAUAGCAUAGGUUCUCUUUUGUAUUGCAGUCAGGAAAGCUCGUGGGUUGACUUGAAACUGUUGUGAUAACUAAUAGCUUUUUGGCCACAAUGUUAAGAAACAAGUGAUUUUCUAUGCUAAAAAAUUUUAAUUGCCUAAAUAAUGUUAUUUGAUCAAGGGAAAUUCUUAGGUAUUUCCCUUGAUCAAAUAACAUAAUGAUCAAGUCCAUUAAAGCUUGAAUAAGUUGAAGAUUGAAGCGGUUUCUAGCACCAGAAAGCACAAACGCUACAGAUUCCACUUGACUAGAAAGGGCAAUGGAUGUUAAGUAUAAAAAAGUAGUUUAUGAUUU